AUGAAGACAGAGGGAGAGAUCGAUGCCGAGAUAGGUCGUAAUCGGUACCUUGACGAUAGCAACCGCUACGCUUUUGACGACAGAACGCCAGAUCAUUGGAGACAGGUUCUAGCCCGAGUGCCAGGUAUCACGGACUUCAUGGGCAUCGAUGACGACAGAGGUGUCCUUAAAUACCGGUCGUGGAAGAAUGAUGAGGAGAUUCGGGCCCAAUAUGAGGACCUAGAUGACGAGGAAGAGAAAACACUAGCCCUUAAAGAACUGGAGUUCCAGGUUGUGUUGUAUCUCCUAGACGGCGUGGCCAUUGAGACGGGUUUGAUCAAGAUGCUUUGGUUGGAUGAGCAUGGCAGCAGUGCAUGGGAGAAUCGAGUAGAGACAUCUACUAUAGAACCGCUUGCUGUAGCUUUUCUUGGCUGCACCCAGCUGAGCGAAAUUUCGGGUGGAAGAUAUGGCCGAGGCUCCUUGGUUAGAUAA
Messenger RNA from Penicillium hordei, 471 nucleotides. RefSeq lists its product as uncharacterized. The coding region runs from base 1 to 471 and encodes 156 amino acids. The transcript has a single exon. NCBI's taxonomy places the organism in Eukaryota, Fungi, Ascomycota, Eurotiomycetes, Eurotiales, Aspergillaceae. The record is from RefSeq and is a predicted model, not a curated record.